AUGGCAGCACGCAGAAAGGCGGACGAGGCGAGCGAGCUGCCGUUCUACGGCCUGGAUGACGAGCUGCCCAUUGUUCUCGCGGCCAUCUGCGGCUUCCAGCACUGCCUUGCCAUGCUCGCAGGUAUCAUCACGCCGCCAAUCAUCCUCGCAUCGUCACUGAGCCUCCCGUCGGCAAUACAGUCCUACUUGAUCUCGGCUUCGCUCAUUUCUUCCGGCCUCCUCUCCGCCAUCCAAAUCUCGGGCAUCCCGCUGCCAUUCAUCCGCAGGCAGCUCGGCACCGGGCUUCUCUCGGUCGUCGGGACGAGCUUCACGACGAUCACGACGGCGAUGAGCAUCUUCAAGGGUCUGUACACCGACGGCACGUGUCCGUCAAUGACCAGCGCCGACGGGACCGUGACGCGGGGCGCCUGCCCCGAGGCGUACGGCUACCUCCUUGGCACGGCGGCCGUGUGCUCACUGCUGGAGAUUUUCCUUAGCUUUCUGCCCGUGCGCAUCAUGCGCCGCCUCUUUCCUCCCGCCGUGACGGGUGUGACAGUCAUGUUGAUCGGUGCAUCCCUCAUCGGCGAAUCGGGUGUCGUCAACUGGGGCGGCGGAAGCAGCUGCCACGGCCGCCCGACGUCGGGCAUGUACACAGUCUGCCCCGCCGUUGGCGGCCCGCACGCGCUGCCGUGGGGCAGCCCUCAGUACAUUGGCCUCGGCUUUUUAUCGUUCAUGACCAUCGUCCUCGUAGAGAUCUUUGGAAGCCCCGUCAUGCGCAACGCCUCCAUCGUCAUCGGACUCCUCCUCCCGCUCGCCGUCGCAGGGCCGACGGGCUACAUGUCCAGAGCGUCCAUCGACUCGGCGCCUGCCAUCACCUUCCUGUGGACCACGACGUUCAAGCUCAAGGUGUACGGCCCAGGCGUCUUAGCUAUGCUGGCAGUAUACAUCUGCCUGAUGAUGGAGGCCAUCGGUGACAUCACCGCUACAAGCGAAGUGUCGCGCCUCCCAGUCGACGGGGAGAGUUUCAAUCGCCGCUUGCAAGGCGGCGUUUUAUCCGAUGGACUCGGAGGAUUGCUCUCUGCGCUCUUCACAACAACGCCCCAGUCGGUCUUUGCGCAGAACAACGGCGUCAUUUCCAUCACGCGCAUUGCUAACCGACGCGCAGGCUACUGGUGCUGUUUCUGGUUGAUCCUGCUUGGCAUUCUUGGAAAGUUCAGUGGUGCGAUCCUCGCGAUCCCCAACAGUGUCCUUGGCGGCGUGACGACAUUUCUGUUCGCGUCGGUAGUCGUUAGCGGGCUCAAGAUCAUCAGCACGGUCAAGUUCACCCGCCGCAAUCGAUUCAUCCUCGCCGCGUCGCUUUCAUUUGGGUUCGGCGUGCUGCUCGUCAGCGACUUUUUUGAGUACCUCUUCAGCUACUCGGGGCCGAACAAAGCGCUGGAGGGGUUCCUAACGAGCAUCACCAUCGUCCUCAGCACACCUUUUCUCAUCUCGGCGGUAGUUAGCAUGGUGCUGAACUUUCUCCUGCCGUACGACGUCGAGGACCUGGUCGAGGUAGCGCGGCGCAAGAAGGCGGACGUCGAGCGCGGACACCUGGGCCAAGAGCAGGCGCAGGAGCAAGUCGCAGACGUCGAACGGGACAUUGAGUCGCUCGAGAAGAGCGCGGAGGGAGUGGCAGCGGAGAAAGGUGCUUGA
Tilletiaria anomala UBC 951 is the source of this 1671-nucleotide messenger RNA. RefSeq names its product Xanthine/uracil permease. Lineage: Eukaryota; Fungi; Basidiomycota; Exobasidiomycetes; Georgefischeriales; Tilletiariaceae. Gene Ontology annotation, molecular function: xanthine transmembrane transporter activity. Gene Ontology annotation, biological process: xanthine transport; transmembrane transport. Gene Ontology annotation, cellular component: membrane; fungal-type vacuole. The transcript is spliced from 4 exons. The record is from RefSeq and is a predicted model, not a curated record. Bases 1 to 1671 code for a protein of 556 amino acids.